Solanum lycopersicum (tomato) is the source of this 1027-nucleotide messenger RNA. RefSeq lists its product as uncharacterized. NCBI's taxonomy places the organism in Eukaryota, Viridiplantae, Streptophyta, Magnoliopsida, Solanales, Solanaceae. The record is from RefSeq and is a predicted model, not a curated record. Gene Ontology annotation, molecular function: microtubule binding. Gene Ontology annotation, cellular component: cytoplasmic microtubule. Gene Ontology annotation, biological process: microtubule cytoskeleton organization.
UUAUGCCCAUCUGAAGUAGGCCUGUUCUCCAUAAAACCAGAACCAUACAUUCUACUACUUGCAAUCUUUUAAGUAUAUUCAUACUCCAUUUCUCUUCAACCCGAGGAAAUAACCUCUUGAUACUGCUCAUGAUCUUGACAUAAUUGUUGUUUCACUGAUGGAGCAAAAGUUGAGAUGAACAACUAUGUGUUAGGAUGAUAAUAGCGAUAUCAAUGAUAUUGCUCUUUGUUGGGAUCGGAGUUCUGAUCCUGAUUCACAUCUGUAUCGUUGGGAGAGCAUACAGACGAGGAAUUGGAACUACUAACAUAGUAGAAAGAGGCAGCUUAGCUAGCAACAGCAUGUCCCAUGAGGAUAUAGAAAAGCUUCCUUCCUAUGCCUUUCAGUCCAAAGAUCCAAUGGAAUGUGCUGUUUGUUUGGAUAAUCUCAAAGUAGGUGAAAAGUGCAGGUUGUUGCCCCUUUGCAAUCACAGUUUUCAUGCUGAAUGCAUAGACUUAUGGCUCUUGAAAACAUCCAUUUGUCCAAUAUGCAGAUCUACUGCUGAUUUUCUAAAAGGUGGAUCGAUAUCUGGUGGAGAAAGUAGCCGAUACAGUGAAAGUGGAAGGCAGGAAUUAAACGCGGAAACUGCCGAAUUAGCAAUGAUAUUGGUACCAGAGAGUGACACUCCUAUCAACAGCUUAAGCUUUGAGACGAGAACAAGUCAGAGUUAGGCUCAAGACAGUGAGCAAUUGAGUGGAAUUGGUCAAAUAGAUGACCAAAUUACUAGUGAAGUUAAUGUGAACAUUAAUGAGAAUUCUACUGAGUUGAGAGUACUUCCCCAAACUAUAGAAAGUAUAAAUUUGGUCCAUGAAGAAAUACAGCAAUAAAGAAACACCCAAACAGCUCAAUUAAGCUAAUUAAUUAGCUGAUCAGAGUUGACAAUCAUUAUAUAGGUAUGUUGCUUAAUUUACCAAGAAAAUAUUUCUUUGAAUGUAAAACUAAUAUAAAUAUAUUCUUCUCUUUUUAUUUAUAUAAAAAGGUUUGUUGUUAA